AUGGGUCAACGUAUGACGCGUCGUCAAGUUGCUGAAGGCUUAGAAUUAUAUGCCGAGAAGAACUACGAUGCAGCAAUCAAAAAAUGGACAACAGCAUUGCCGAAAAUGAAAGACAGUCGUUUACGAUUUUCCACGCUGGGAUAUUUAGCCUUAGCAUCACGUGAUCGCGGACGAAAUAAAGAUUAUCUCGUUCAUGCCGUUCAACAAAUCGACAUUGCACAUGAACUGGACGAUAAUACCCUGCGAGCACAAGCGUACUUGAAUCUCUCGCGCGCAAACGAAAUGCUUGCAGACUAUUUCAAAGCUGUUAGUUAUUCACGUUCAGCAAUACAAUAUUCUUCAACAGGAGAUCUGAUCCAAGGUUAUGCAUUUUUGGUAAUGGCUGAUUCUUAUAUUGGUCUAUGUAAUUUUCCCAAGGUACUCGAAUGUCUUGAUAAAGCUUUGAGUGUGUCACAUGAAGCUGAAGAUCAUCUAAUGGAAGUUCAAGUAUUAAGCACUACUGCGAAGGUUUUUCUUGCAUUAAAAGAUUUUCCCAAAGCGUUAGCAUUUCAACGUCGUGCACAUGAACUUGCUGUGUCAACAGCUGCAUACGCCGGUGAACAAAAUACUGAUAAUUGUACGAAAUUUAUACGCUUGACUAAACUAAAAUUAGCCACACCAUUAAGACUAAUGGGCGAUUUCGAAGGUGCAUCAAAAUGCGUCGAAGAGGCCAUGCGUGCUGCUUCUAGUAUUGGUGACAGACCCGUGCAAGCAAAAUGUCUUGUCUGUGUUGGAGAUAUUCAACGUUCACAAAAAAAUUACGAAAUUGCUUGUAAAAAAUACGAAGCUGCUAUUCAGAUGUUGCAAGACAUGAAUGACAGAUACAGUUCCACAUUAGCCAUGCUUGGUCUAGUCAAGACAUUAUUAGCACUCGGCACACACACUCAAGUGGCAUCUGAAAUUCUUGCGACUGCUUUAUCAACUGCAACAUCAAUGGGCAAUAAAUUAAUGCAAGCAAGAUGUCAUUUGUUAAAUGAGCGUAUACUCGCUUCCGAGAAUCAAUUAGAUGAUGCACGACAAGCAUUUGACGCAGCCCUACGUCUUUAUCAAGACGCUGAUCUUUUAUGCAAAAUUUGUGAAAAACCAAUGGGAAUGCAGCCAGAUCACAUUCAAGCUCUGACAUGUGCACACAUUUUUCAUGAAGGAUGUGUUACAGAUAUAUUGGAAAAAUGGAUGUAUAAAGCACAGUAUUGCCCAAAAUGUAACAAAAGUGUAUUGUAUAGUGCAAGUUAUAUUGCAUUAUGUUGUUCCUGA
Molecule: messenger RNA, 1293 nt
Organism: Adineta ricciae
Lineage: Eukaryota; Metazoa; Rotifera; Eurotatoria; Adinetida; Adinetidae
Source: the annotation of a GenBank genome assembly